Penicillium concentricum is the source of this 1194-nucleotide messenger RNA. RefSeq names its product 60S ribosomal protein uL3 (gene rpL3). Bases 1 to 1194 code for a protein of 397 amino acids. Gene Ontology annotation, molecular function: structural constituent of ribosome; RNA binding. Gene Ontology annotation, cellular component: ribosome; cytosolic large ribosomal subunit. The transcript has 7 exons. NCBI's taxonomy places the organism in Eukaryota, Fungi, Ascomycota, Eurotiomycetes, Eurotiales, Aspergillaceae. Gene Ontology annotation, biological process: ribosomal large subunit assembly; translation. The record is from RefSeq and is a predicted model, not a curated record.
AUGUGGAUGGUCAAGAUGAGUCACCGGAAGUUCGAAGCGCCUCGUCACGGCUCCCUUGCCUACCUCCCGCGCAAGCGCGCUGCCCGUCACCGUGGUAAGGUCAAGAGCUUCCCCAAGGAUGACGCCAAGAAGCCCGUCCACCUUACUGCCUCCAUGGGCUACAAGGCUGGUAUGACCACUGUCGUCCGUGACCUUGACCGUCCCGGUGCCAAGAUGCACAAGAAGGAGAUUGUCGAGGCCGUCACCGUCAUCGAGACCCCUCCUCUCGUUGCCGUUGGUGUCGUCGGUUACAUCGAGACUCCCCGUGGUCUCCGCUCUCUCACCACCGUCUGGGCUGAGCACCUGAGCGAUGAGGUCAAGCGUCGCUUCUACAAGAACUGGUACAAGUCCAAGAAGAAGGCCUUCACCAAGUACGCCAAGUCCCACGCCGAGAGCUCCGGUGCCUCCAUCACCCGCGAGCUUGAGCGCAUCCAGAAGUACUGCACUGUCGUCCGUGUGCUCGCCCACACCCAGAUCCGCCAGACUCCUAUCAAGCAGAAGAAGGCCCACCUUAUGGAGAUCCAGGUCAACGGUGGCUCCGUCUCCGACAAGGUCGACUUCGCCCGCAACCUCUUCGAGAAGACCAUCGAUAUCGAUUCCAUCUUCGAGAAGGACGAGAUGAUUGAUGUCAUCGCCGUCACCAAGGGUCACGGUUUCUCCGGUGUCACCUCCCGUUGGGGUACCACCAAGCUGCCCCGCAAGACUCACAAGGGUCUGCGUAAGGUCGCCUGUAUUGGUGCUUGGCACCCUAACCACGUCCAGUGGACUGUGGCCCGUGCCGGUCAGGACGGAUACCACCACCGUACCUCUUGCAACCACAAGAUCUUCCGCAUUGGAAAGGGUACUGAUGAGGGUAACGCCUCCACCGAGUUCGACAUCUCCAAGAAGCAGAUCACCCCCAUGGGUGGUUUCGUCCACUACGGUGAGGUCAAGAACGACUUCGUCAUGGUCAAGGGCUCCGUUCCCGGUGUCAAGAAGCGUGUUAUGACUCUGCGCAAGACUCUGUACCCCCAGACUUCCCGCCGAGCCACCGAGAAGGUCGAGCUCAAGUGGAUCGAUACCUCCUCCAAGUUCGGUCACGGUGCUUUCCAGACCUUCGAGGAGAAGAAGGCCUUCAUGGGUACCCUCAAGAAGGACCUUGUGGAGACUGUUUAA